GUGACCAAAUCCAGGAAGUAAACGUGGAUUAGAAUAGGUAACCGUUUAACUUCACACACUAAACAAGAAUUACAUUUAAUACCACGUCGACUGUGUCUAAUGAAUAUUAUGCAUGAGGAAUAAUAAUAUCUGAUAAAACAUUUAAGGUGAAUUAUGCUUACUUUAGCAAGAUAGCUAACUUGGUCGCUGGUCAGCAGCACAGUCUAGUGUAGCCUAGUUUAAAUGAUUGGGGCUAAAAGGCAUUAGCAUUAAGCUGACGUUACUUGGGCUAGCCUGUUACUGUUUCGGUUAUAUUAUAUCAGUGUCUCAUUGUCGUUAGCUAGGCCGACUUGGCUUUUUCCGCGAAGGAAAUGGUGUCACUCAUUUGCACCCUGCAAGACCAUCGAGACGAUGUCAACUGGUGCGCCUUCUCCGCGUCUCACCUAGCCACUUGCUCAGGCGACAAAACGGUCCGAAUAUACUCCACCCAAGACUUCUCAGAACUGUCAUUUUCCCCGCUGACGGGUCACGGCUACGGUGUCCACUGCUGCCGGUUCAGUGCGUGCGGUCAAUUCCUUGCUUCGUGUUCAACGGACGCAACGACGGUGGUAUGGUCAACGACGACGGGUGAAAUUGAGGCCGUGCUGGAGCAUCCGGGUCGUAGUCCCGUGAGGGUGUGCGCCUUUUCCCCCGACUCUACCCACUUGGUGUCCGGUGCCUCUGACGGUAGCUUGGCUCUCUGGGACUUCACUACUAAAACACUCAGCGGGACGGCAGCUGUGAGUGACACCACCAUGGUGGCCUGCUCCUUCAGUCCCUGUGGCCAGCUGUUUGUGACGGGCUCCACCUACGGGGAGCUGCGGCUGUGGGAUGUGAAGCUGACCCAGCUUCACGCAGAGAAGAAUGCUCACGACCUGGGGGUGACCUGCUGCUGCUUCUCUCCCAGCAUGCUCAGCGACUCCAGGGGGAUGCAGGUCUAUCUAGCCUCGUGUGGGCAGGACAGCCUGCUGAAGAUCUGGCUCGUCUCCAAGUCCAGCUCAGCAGGCUGUAAGGUGCAGCUGCAGUACUGUCUAACAGGCCAGUCCGCCCCGGUCCUCUCCUGCUCCUACUCUGCUGACGGCCAGCUGCUGGUGUCUGGCUCUGUGGACAAAACCGUCACAGUUUACGAUGCCAACCGUGGAGUCCUUCUCUAUACUCUGAACCAGCAUGACAGGUACGUGACAGCGUGUUCCUGCUCCCCUGUGCUCCCGCUCAUCGCCUCAGGCUCCAUGGACAAGACUGUGAACAUCUGGAGGCUGGAGGACGGGCACAGCCGGCACGAGGAAUCUUCAGCAUCUUCGAGCGAAGGGAGGACAUUGGCCGGUCACUCCAAGCUGCUGGUCAGUGAUUGGUCAGAGGAGGAGGUAGCAAGCUGGUUGGUGGAGGAGGGGCUGGAAGGGCUGGUGGAGGUCUUCAGAGCCAAUAACAUCGAAGGGGCGGAGCUUCUCAGUCUGACCAGGGACACCCUGGCCUCUGAGCUACAUAUAGAGUCGAUGGGCUUGCGUAGUAAGGUUCUGAGGAAGAUCGAGGAGCUGAAGAGCGCGUGCGUGUGCACCGGUGUUCCUGACGAGUUCCUCUGUCCAAUCACACGAGAGCUGAUGAGGGACCCCGUCAUCGCUGCAGACGGUUACUCGUACGAAAGAGAGGCGAUGGAGAGCUGGAUCAGCACUAAGAAUCGGACCAGCCCCAUGACCAACCUGCCCUUACAGACUACUCUGCUGACGCCCAAUAGAACGCUCAAGAUGGCUAUUGGUCGCUGGCAGACCAGCCAAUGAGAGGAGGACUCGCCGCGUGGGAUCCACUCUUCUUCCAGACUAUCCUUCUGUUCCUCCAGUCAGACCGCAAGCUUCGCUUGGAGCACGAACUGUGAAAUGUUGAAGUCUUUCAGGUGUAUUGAGCUUAGUACAAUCUGUCACUGCCUGCAAUAUCUCUCCAUGAUUUAUAUAUAUUUUUAUGUUCUGUAAGAAGUGAAGGCUACACUGCUUACACUGAUUUUAAUUACAUAACAAUUCCCAUGUACCUGCAAUGUUACAGUAGGUGUUGUUGUGUAGUUUAUGUAACCAAAAGUUUUGAAAUGAUUGAAAUAGUCAUUUGAGACCCUAACACACUGUCUAGACAACAUAGUUUGAGGAGAACAAACUUUUGAGAUUCUCACGUUGGUCCAUACACAUUUUCAUGCGGGCUAUUUUGAAAUGCUCUUGAAAUUGUAGCAGUACUUACAGUAGAUACUCAGAUGGAAGGAUUAUCAAAGGAAGGAGAGCUUGUUUCAUUUGACUUUAUUGUUUCAUAAUGGUAAUUGCUAGUAGUAGUAGUUUAGCAUACAAUAGUACAUUGUAAUAAAUCAAGCAUGGUAACAAAGUACAUGUAAACUUCUUAACUUCAGAUACAAGCAGUUAUGUACCUUCUCCAGCCUUACUGUACACUCGUGUCAUGUGUCCACAAACUUCUCAACAAGUCUUUCAACUGUGCAAAAAUAAAUAUAUAUUAUAUAUUGCUCUUAUAGUUUCCAAGCUAUCGGUGCAAUGA
Molecule: messenger RNA, 2544 nt
Organism: Osmerus eperlanus (European smelt)
Lineage: Eukaryota; Metazoa; Chordata; Actinopteri; Osmeriformes; Osmeridae
Gene: wdsub1
Product: WD repeat, sterile alpha motif and U-box domain containing 1
Exons: 11
Coding region: 351-1793 (480 amino acids)
Biological process (GO): protein ubiquitination
Molecular function (GO): ubiquitin-protein transferase activity; protein binding
Source: RefSeq, a predicted model, not a curated record